GGGGAAUUCCAUUUCUAUUUGGUCGUUGCAAAUUGAGAGCCGCCACCAAAUUCAGAGCUCAAUAAAUGGACGGUACCUUCAUUUCAAUCUUUCUCAUCAACAAAUACUCUCUCUCUCUCUCUCUCUCUCUCUCUCUCUCUCUCUCUCUCUCUCUUCAUUUCAUUUCUCUCUCUCAUUUGUCUUUCUUCUUGUACGAUCCACUUGAUCAAAAUAAAUUGUUACCAUCAUUCUAAUUCCAAACUAUGGACGCUGCUAACAACCGUAAUUGUGCAAAUGCUUCAAAUCCUUACCAUCAAUGCACACAAGCUUGCUCCCAAAAAGGAACAAAGCCACACCACACUGCUACUACUACUAAUGCCCGAAAGACUAUUACUACUACUGCUUCUAAUGGCCGAAGAAGCAACAACAUAGCAACAACAACAACAAAUGGUGAAAGACAAUCAACAGUAGUUGCAGGUUGUGCUAAAGCAUCUAAUCCUUAUCAUAAGUGUGAUGCCAAUUGCAACAAAACUUCUUCAUCCAAUUCAGGUGCCACUCCUCAUUCCAAGAUUGAUCAUAGGCAAAAAAGGCCAGGUUCUAAGCCAGUACCUCCUGUUCUUAACAGUGUUCCAGCAACAAAUAAUAUCUCCAAUGCUUCAUCUACAAAACAAAAUUAUUCUGAGAACAAAAAGAAGAUAGACCAAAAAAACAAUGUGAUCAUUCCUUCUUCUGGACCAAUUUCUGGUCAAUUACACAUCCCAGAUGUUGAGGCUAAAGACAAAGUUAAGGAUGGCGUUACUGAGGCCGUCUCCAAUCAGAAAGAAACAAAUAAAGAGGACAAAAUUACUUCUUCUGAUGAAAUUGUUGCAGUCACCAAUUCUGAUGAAACUAGUAAAGGUGGUUCCAAAGAUUUUAGUUUCUCGGGCACUCCCCUUCCCGGUCACAAGAAAGACGUAGAUUCUAGCAGUGAAGAUGAAGCAGAUAGUGUGAGUGUGAUAUCUGAAUCCCGUAUUUCAAUUGGAAAGUACAAUGUCAAAGAAAGUUUUGGUAACAUCCUGCAAACAAUACUUGAUAAGUAUGGGGAUAUAGGUGCAAGCUGUGAUUUGGAAUCAGUUGUAAUGCGUUCCUAUUACAUGGAAUGUGUAUGUUUUGUGGUCCAAGAAUUACAAUCUUCUUCUGAUUCAAUAAGUAAGUCUAAAGUGAAUGAAUUGUUGGAUAUUGUUAAGGAUGUUGAAUCCGCUCAUCUUCGUGUAGCAUGGCUGCGUAACGCACUUGAUGAAAUAGUUGAAAAUAUUGAACUGAUUAAUCAGCAGCAGGAUAUGGAGAAUGAAAAGGCAAACUAUGAUCGUGAAAUCGAAUCAUUGAAAGAACAGCUAGAAUUGAAUUUGGAAACAUUGGCUCAGAAAGAACAAGAGGUUGCUGAAAUUAAUACAAGAAUUCCUGAAAUCAGAGAUCGUUUGAGCAAGCUUGAGCAGCUCGUGUCUUCUGCAUUAGUCGAUUGUCAAACCACGCUACCUAUCAAGAGCAAGAUAGAUCAACUAUUAUAAUAAUAAUAAUAAUAAUAAUAAUCAAACUUGCUUUUAUUCUUUCUUUUUUUGAGGUUUACAACUGCUUAUCUAAUAGGUUACUCAAUAAAAUUUGAUGCAAGAAACAUGAACUUCUAUUUUGUUAAUUUAAUUUCACUUAUACCAAUAGUAUAAUAUUUUGUUCAUAAUGUUGCCAUCAUUUGUAGGAGCCGGAAACUUUCUAUCUCUGUAUACACGUUUGAUCGGUUUUAUAACUUUUAUAUAUGAUUUGUAUAAUUGGUAGACAUUCUAGAUGAAUUCAUGUAUUGAAAGUUUUUCUAUAUACAUUUAUUUAGAAAAAUAAUGAAUAACAUGUCAUUUAUUGGA
Molecule: messenger RNA, 1871 nt
Organism: Trifolium pratense (red clover)
Lineage: Eukaryota; Viridiplantae; Streptophyta; Magnoliopsida; Fabales; Fabaceae
Exons: 4
Coding region: 243-1526 (427 amino acids)
Source: RefSeq, a predicted model, not a curated record